AUGCAUGUUACAGAUGAUGUAGAAUCCGAAUAUGCUUCACAUAGCUACAUCAUUGAGAAUGUUGAUGGAACUUUUGCAAAUUAUGGAUCAGCUUUGAAGGACAUUAUUGGAGUUUCUCGGCAGCAGGAAAAUGAUUCAUGUACAACUUUUGAAAUUCCGUUUGUGGAUGUUGACAUGCCUGCACAUUUUGGAACUUCAACUGAUUCUACUUUUUGUCAAGGUUCCGAUGCUCCUAGUGAUUUUAGUGGCUACUAUUCAUCUUUGAAUUGUUACCAGGGUAUAGAUGCUAGACCUGUUGUUACUGACAGUUCUGCUUAUUUGCCUAAUGGUGUUUGUCCUGAAUUCUGGAAAAAUGAAGAGACAACGAGGAAUGUGAAGGUUGAAAAAAUGGAGUUUUUAACUGAUACUGCAAAUAUGAUUGGCGGCAUGCAUUUGAAUACCGGUGGUUCGGUCCCUUUUUAG
Molecule: messenger RNA, 462 nt
Organism: Lathyrus sativus (Indian pea)
Lineage: Eukaryota; Viridiplantae; Streptophyta; Magnoliopsida; Fabales; Fabaceae
Source: the annotation of a GenBank genome assembly